AAUUUUGAGAGCAAGGCUUAUUUGGCAGCGUUUCUUUGCCUCUUUGAUUUUCUUUUUUUCUCUUUAAUUUCAUUCAUUUUGAAUUACUCUAUACCACUUCUUUUUCCAUACAACCUUGAAUCGGUUUUGCAAUAGCACAAACGACGAAAGAACGCGGGCGAUAAAAUAGGCGACUUGUUUACACAAAAUUUUUUAAUUUUAGACACGCAAACUUACAGACCAACGGGUAUACAUAUCUUUCUCAUUCAAAAUAAUGACAGACGUUCAGGCAGCAGGCAGCAGCGACAACAUCACGCAGGAAGUCAAAACAGUUCUCAACGAUGCCAAAGACUUUAACGCCCUGCACGGACUCAACUCGGAAUGGACGCUGUGGUUUGACAACCCGAGCAAGCGGACAAGCACAUCGAACUGGACAGCCAACCUGAAGGAAAUCGUGACUCUGAAGGCCGUUGAAGACUUUUGGGGCGUGUACAACAACGUGGCCAUUGCAUCGGACCUGCCCAACGGAUCCAACUACCAUCUGUUCCGCAAGGGCGUCAGGCCCAUGUGGGAAGACGCAGCCAACGCGCGUGGUGGCAAGUGGGGCUACCAGUUCCAGCGCAGCAUCGGCGAGAAGGUGAAUGAGCACUGGCUGCACACUCUUUUGGCCUGCAUUGGCGAGUCGUUUGACUCGAGCCCCGAUGUCUGUGGCGCCGUGUUCUCAAACAGAAAGAGCUGCUUCCGUAUUGCCAUUUGGACCCGCAACGCUGAUGACCAGGAGGCGUGCGAGAACAUCGGCCGCCAUUUCAAGAGCGUCCUUGGCGUCAGCCAUCCGCUGGAGUACUUUGCGCACAGCGACAGUUCUAAGACUGGCAACAGCGUUGCGUACACAGUUUAGACGCACACGAAAGAGGAGAACAUGAUUUUGGGUUAGAUUUUUCUUUAAGGGAGAGCGCAGCUUAACAUGGGUGCAGUGCAUACUUUUUUAUUUGUCGCAAUACGAGAAAUGUUGCGAAAAAAAUGUUUUUAUUUUAUUUU
Molecule: messenger RNA, 1017 nt
Organism: Kickxella alabastrina
Lineage: Eukaryota; Fungi; Kickxellomycota; Kickxellomycetes; Kickxellales; Kickxellaceae
Product: translation initiation factor eIF 4e-like domain-containing protein
Exons: 2
Coding region: 254-877 (207 amino acids)
Biological process (GO): translational initiation
Cellular component (GO): eukaryotic translation initiation factor 4F complex
Molecular function (GO): translation initiation factor activity; RNA 7-methylguanosine cap binding
Source: RefSeq, a predicted model, not a curated record